Sphenostylis stenocarpa is the source of this 1158-nucleotide messenger RNA. The record is from the annotation of a GenBank genome assembly. Lineage: Eukaryota; Viridiplantae; Streptophyta; Magnoliopsida; Fabales; Fabaceae.
AUGUUGUUCCAGGUCGGCGGGCAAGGCAGCCGUCCCACCUUCUUCGAGAUGGCGGCGGCUCAGCAGCUUCCGGCGAGUCUCCGCGCCGCUCUCACUUACUCCAUCGGCGUCUUGGCCUUACGCAGACCCUUCCUUCACAAGCUCCUAGACUUCGAAGACGAAUCCUUCGCCUUACUCAUGCUCGUCCUCGAAUCUCACACCUUACGAACCACAGAUGCUUCUUUUUCGGAAUCUCUGUACGGACUCCGAAGAAGACCGGCCAAUAUCACCGCCAAAAAUGACGAUACCGCUGCCGCCACCACCGGCGGCAGCUUGCGGAGGCGCCAAAAAAUUCUUUCCGUUGUUUUUUUGGUUGUGUUGCCGUAUAUGAAAUCUAAGUUGCAUUCAAUCUACAAUAGAGAGAGGGAAGCGAGGCUUCAAGCCACUCUAUGGGGAGAUGAAAACGAAGGAUAUGAUGAUGGCCGAGGAGAUUUUUCUCCGGUGUCAACGCCAACCUCUGACGCCGGUACCUUCGUUACAAUGCGUAUCACUAGGAGAGUUCAGAAAAUUGUAGGGUUUUGCUACCCGUGGUUACAUGCUAGUACCGAGGGUUUGCAAUUUGCUUACCAGCUCUUAUACUUGUUGGAUGCUACUGGAUACUACUCGCUAGCACUGCACGCACUUGGGAUUCAUGUCUGCCGAGCCACCGGGCAAGAGCUGAUGGAUACGUCUUCUAGAAUUUCAAAGAUGCGUAACCGUGAACGUGACAGACUUCGUGGCCCUCAAUGGUUGAAGACAUUGCAAGGAGCAUUGCUCAGCUGUACGUACGCUGUUCUUGAUUAUGCACAAACCGGUUUGAUUGCAGCAGUGUUCUUCUUUAAGAUGAUGGAAUGGUGGUACCAAUCUGCUGAGGAGAGAAUGUCAGCUCCAACAGUAUAUCCUCCUCCCCCUCCUCCUCCACCACCAAAGGUAGCGAAAGAUGGGAUACCCCUACCACCAGACAGGACAAUUUGUCCCUUGUGCUCACAGAAGCGUGUAAAUCCAUCUGUAGUUACAGUUUCGGGGUUUGUCUUCUGCUAUGCUUGCAUAUUUAAGUAUAUUACUCAGUAUAAGCGCUGCCCAAUUACAGUAAUGCCUGCAACAGUUGACCAAAUAAGGAGACUCUUUCAUGAUGUCUAG